AUGUUGACAACUGCCAUCGGCUUUCUGGCUGUGUGGGCGACGGCUCAUGCUGCCCCUACUAAUUCCAAAUCCACUCCCACAGUCAAAGUUCUUAACGGAACUUAUGUGGGGACGCACAGCACGCAGUAUAACCAGGAUUAUUUCUUGGGUAUGCCAUACGCCCAACAGCCGGUGGGUAAUCUGCGAUUCACCGUGCCGCAGUCAUUGAAUGAGAGCUGGGACGGAACGCGCGAUGCAACAGAGUACUCGGAUAUUUGUGUUGGAUACGGGACGGACUCGAUCUGGUAUACUCAGUCCGAGGCUUGUCUCACCAUCAAUGUGAUCCGAGGCUCGUCGGCAACGGAGAAAUCUAAGCUUCCCGUUGCGGUCUGGAUUCACGGUGGCGGGUUCUACGAGGGAUCUGGGUCAGAUGAGCGAUACAACAUGUCGAGGAUCGUGGAAAACUCUCACAAUAUCGGUAAACCUUUCAUCGCCGUCUCGCUCAACUACAGACUCUCGGCCUGGGGCUGGAUAAGUUCAAGUCAGGUCUGGGGUAGCGGGAACACAAAUCUCGGCUUGCGAGAUCAGAGACUAGCCCUGCACUGGGUUCAGGAGAACAUUGCCGCAUUUGGCGGCGACCCCACAAAAGUCACAAUAUGGGGCGAGUCUGCAGGUGCCAUGUCAGUCGGCUACCAUCUCACAGCGUAUGGAGGACGAGACGACAAGCUCUUUCGGGCUGGUAUUAUGGAAUCUGGCGGUUCCAUCGCAGCCAGCCCGGCAAACUACACUAAAUUCCAAUCCACCUAUGACGAGCUCGUAUCUCAAGUGAAUUGUGCUGAUACAGCAGAUACACUGCAGUGUCUGCGGGAGGUGCCUUUUGCGACUCUUAACGCUGUUCUGAAUGGGACUGCCGGCUCCUCCGAGUAUAAUUUCUCGCCGGUGCUGGAUGGGGAUUUGAUUCGGAACUGGGGCAGUAUUCAGUUAAAUAGGCAUGAAUUUGUCAAAGUUCCGAUUCUGAUGGGGAGUAACACAGACGAGGGGACUGCUUUUGGUCCCACGGGCAUUAACACUACCCAGCAGUGGUAUGAUUAUCUGACCGAUGGGGGAUUCGAUUUCCAAACGCCACCGUCGAUUGCCGAUGAAAUUCUCAAACUUUAUCCCGAUAUCCCAUCGCUAGGAAUCCCCGCGUUCCUAGGCGACGAGCGAGUUCCAGCUAUGGGCUGGGAGUGGCGACGAACCUCUGCCUUUGCAGGUGAUUUUACCAUGCACGCGAACCGGCGCCGGCAAUGCGAGGCUUGGACAGAGACUUCUACCACAGCAUAUUGUUACCGGUUCAACGUACACGCAGCAGACACACCAGUCAUCGUCGGGGCGACUCAUUUCGAGGAGGUAUCAUUUGUGUUCAACAAUAUCUAUGGACUGGGAUAUCACUACGGGAAGCCGUUUGCCGGGGUUCCACAGUCAUACUACGAUCUCAGUUCAAUGAUGACGAGUAUGUGGGCCUCGUUUAUCCACGAUCUGGACCCAAAUCCUGGGACCGUGAACGCCUCGGUACAUUGGGAUGCGUAUGGAGCGGAUAGCCCGGUCGACCUCUUUCUCAAUUCGAAUACGACUAGUCAUAUGGAGGCUGAUACAUGGCGGGAGAAGCCGAUUGCGUAUCUUAAUUCGGUGGCUGGGGCAUUCUGGCGAUGA
Messenger RNA from Penicillium verhagenii, 1671 nucleotides. RefSeq lists its product as uncharacterized. The coding region runs from base 1 to 1671 and encodes 556 amino acids. The transcript is spliced from 4 exons. The record is from RefSeq and is a predicted model, not a curated record. NCBI's taxonomy places the organism in Eukaryota, Fungi, Ascomycota, Eurotiomycetes, Eurotiales, Aspergillaceae.